AUGGGUUUGGUAGACUACUCCGAAUCAUCAGGGUCGGAGGACGAAGCGCCUCCCCAGCCCACCGUCGCGAGACCCGUCGCCGGCACCACUGCGAAGAAGCCAUUCCAGAAAGUCGUCGACCGAUCGAACCCAGGCAAGAUCGUCGUUAACCUGCCAUCCGCAAAACUCGAAGAACCCCCAGCCUCGAUCGACGAGCCCCCGGCGAAGAGAGCGCGUACCGCAGGAGGCGGCCGCUUCAGCGGUUUCAACUCGUUCCUGCCCCCACCCAAGAACGCGGCCAAGACAACACCUGCGCAGAGCAGCAGCAGCAGCAGCAGCAGCUCGUCACGCCCCGUGUUCCAGCUCAAGACCGGGGCCGAACCUGGAUUCAGUCGCGAUCGAGGCGAUGGCGCCGGAUCUUCAGGCGAUGGAGGCCUCAACCUACCGGCCCCCAAGGCUGCCGCGCAGCCGUCGAUACCGCAGGGCAUGAAGCCGGAGGAGGAAGUGAAGCUGGUUGGCAAGCCCAUGAUGUUCCGACCCCUCUCCGUCGCCCGCAAGCCCAAGAAGAAGACAGCGUCCUCCGUCACUCCAUCCGCUUCCAAGAUCGAGCCCGCAAAGGCCCCAGAACCGGCGCCAAAAGAAGUUCUCACACCCGCGCCUGCGCCAGCACCAAAGAAAGUGUCCCUCUUCUCGAUAGAACCAGAAGAGACACUAACGGACCCCACACCAAUACCCAGCGGCGGCGGCGCCUACGAGCCCCUUUUCGAAACCCAACAAGACGAGUCAAACGGCUACGCAGACUACGCUUCGCAAAUGAACUACCCGGCCCCCUCCACAGCCCCCACAGACUCAAACUCGCUCGACAACAUCGCCGACGACCUGAACCUCUCCGCCGCGGCACGUCGCGAGCUCUUCGGCCGGCAAAAGGGGGGAGCAAACCCGCAGACGGCGUCCAGGGUCAUCAACUUCAACACGGACGAGGAGUACAAGCACAACGAGGAGCUCCGCGCCGCCGGCCAGCAGCAGAUUCACAACCCCGUGCGCUCCAUUGCGCCGGGCAAGCACAGCCUGCGCCAGCUCGUCAACCAGGUGCAGACCCAGCGCGAGGCGCUCGAGGAGAGUUUCGCAAAGGGGAAGAGCAACAGGAAGGAGGCGUCGAGCCGCUACGGUAACGACAGGCGCAGUUCGGCCGUUGCCAACACCGCCGGGGCCCAUGAGGAAACCCCACUCGCCUCUGGUGAUGGGCGAGAUGUCAUCAUACCCGUUGGGCGUCAUCGGGCCCAGCCUCUGUCUGUCCUCGACGGAGCGGUCCUCGUGAAGAACCUCUGCAAUCGACACGGGGCUCCAGACGGACACGUUGGGCUGACGCUCCGGCCGCGCCGUCAACUCCUCUUCGGAGACCUCGUCCGCCUCGACCAUCGGCGGCGACGGCUUGGUGUCGAAGUUGGUCUGCAGCUUCAGCACGGGGCCCUUGGGCGAAGGCGGCUUGCCAAUCUUGAUGGUGGCCAUGGCCGCGGCCAUGGUCUCCUCGACGUCCCUCUCGAGCUCCCUCAUGGUCUCCUCGACGUGCGCCUUGGAGCCGACGCCCUCGAUGGCGCCGACGCGGUCAGGGCCGCCGUACGCCCUGCGGUACAUCUUGUCGACGUCGGCGAGGGCGGCGUCGCUGACGCUGAGGAAGUCAUAGGAGCGGAGGAGGUCGGACUUGGAGACCUUCUUGCCGGCGCGGGAGAGGAUGAGGCGGCGCAGCUCGUCGACGGCGUCUUCCAGCCUGAGCGGGGCGUUGGUGCGGGAGUAGCUGGAGAGGGCUGCCUUGAAGGUGUAGAGGCGGUCGAGGGAGACGAGGGUGAGGCCCUCGGAGGCGAAGAGGACUUCGUUUUGGACGAUGGAGCGACGGAUGAGGCUGGAGGUCAUGCCGCAGGCGGAGCCGUCGACGACUGGAGGGAGCCAUUCAGAGCUGUGUGUGUGUUAGUGGGAUAUUUGGGUGGGAGAUGA
Colletotrichum gloeosporioides is the source of this 1971-nucleotide messenger RNA. RefSeq lists its product as uncharacterized. Gene Ontology annotation, cellular component: nucleus. NCBI's taxonomy places the organism in Eukaryota, Fungi, Ascomycota, Sordariomycetes, Glomerellales, Glomerellaceae. The record is from RefSeq and is a predicted model, not a curated record. The transcript has 2 exons. The coding region runs from base 1 to 1971 and encodes 656 amino acids.